CUUCUGGUCAUGUAUGCAUAUAUAUAUGGAACGCUAUCAAAAAGUAGAAGAGUCGAAACAAAGUAAUAUGAAAGGCAAGAAUAUUCCCCGGGUACGGAAUAAAUAAACUCGACAUGAUAUCCCCAAGAAUAUGCUCCCUGGCAAACUCUAUUGCCUACCCCACAUCCUCCUUAACAAGUGCCGUCUUCAGCCUUUGAUCAGACCGUCAGUUGUAAAAGGAGCCCGCCAGCUCAAGUACUACCCAACACGGUUCAACCAACGGCUCGUAGACUUCCCCACCGACCCUGCGAAGAGACAAGGCUGUGAGUUGAGAGCUGAGAGCGGCAGUUGCCGUCGACUGUUGGCAUACCUAGGUAAUCCGUCUCAACUCGGUGCCCGGCAUAUCGUCCGGAGUGCGGUGUCGUGCCAUGUAGAGAAAAAAGAAACGACCAGUCAUCCCAACAGCAUACGUAAUAAAACCAUUGGAUCGACUGUCCCACAUGCAAGGCUUACCGCGCAGCCGGUAUUCCGUACAGUGCACAUGAACUCGCGCCGGAUGCACCGUACAAGCACUUUAAGACACGCCAGGCCCGGGCGCUCACAGUUUCACAGAGUGCCCGCAGAUGCGCCCAUGGCAUGCGAGCGCCACGUUCCCACGAGCAUGCUUGAUGAAACGCACGAGACUGAUGACGGAUGCAAAUGUCCAUUAGCCACGUGCCAACGAUUAGGUCGACAGCUGCAGCGCAAGCACUUCGUGACAGCGCCAAGUCACUCUCUCGAAACCGUCCGAGAGGCGUGGAAUACGGGCGCCGCAAGCAAGGUCUUUGCGCCGCACAGAACACCAUCUGGUCUUCAGCUCAUUCAUGCACCACCCGAACAAGCACGUGCAACAAAAGGUAGAGAAAAUGACGAGACCGAAAUAGAAACAACCCUCUUGACAUAGCCUCACCGCUCUUAUGUAGCCUCGCCGACGAUAGAGAUCGCUGCCGAUGGAGAUCAAUCGCAGAGGUCAAGGUAGAAAAAACAAUAAUAACAA
Molecule: messenger RNA, 1015 nt
Organism: Lasiosphaeria miniovina
Lineage: Eukaryota; Fungi; Ascomycota; Sordariomycetes; Sordariales; Lasiosphaeriaceae
Exons: 1
Coding region: 131-922 (263 amino acids)
Source: RefSeq, a predicted model, not a curated record